Molecule: messenger RNA, 1139 nt
Organism: Zea mays
Lineage: Eukaryota; Viridiplantae; Streptophyta; Magnoliopsida; Poales; Poaceae
Biological process (GO): vacuolar proton-transporting V-type ATPase complex assembly
Source: RefSeq, marked predicted
CUCAUUCGCGAAAAGAAAAACACAAGGCGACCGCAGAGGGCAGGACAGGACAGAGACGCCGAGGCUAGGCAGUCCAUCUGUUGGGGUGGCCAGUGGGGAUCUCGCCGGCCGGGAGGUCUGGGGGGCGGGGGCUGCCAAACUUCGCCAUAUUGGUGAAUCACUGAAUCCGCCCCUGCCAGCAACCGUUCUGACGUGGCGGGGUGGGGCAGGAUCCAAAUGGCGGCGGCAAUAGAGGAACUGCGGCUCCUGGGAUCCAUCCCUGUACUGGAAGGUCCGGGAGAGGUCGACGGCGUGGUGGGUGAGGAAGGGCGACCGCGAGGCGGCGGCGACGACGAGGAGAUCCUGCGAUUCAUGGACUCGGUGGACAGCUACCUGCUCCUCAUGGACUCCCUAUCCUCCGCUCUUCGUCAGGGCUGGCUUGACCUGGCAAGUGCUCGCCAUUCUAUGGGCACAUCACGCGUUUCGAGUACACUGUUUGAUCACAAGGAGCAGUCUGCUGCCACUAAGCUUCAAGUUGUUGAUCAUGAUGGCCUGAAAUCAUCAGAGUCAAUACCACACUUUGCUCUAUCAAAGUGGUCUUUGCAAGAAGAAUGUCACUCCACCUAUGAUCUCAGUGAGAGAGAUUUUACUGAGCCAAAGAUGAGGCAUCGAGGAUCAGUUACUACCCCAGAAAAGGGAAACCAUGAAAGUGCAAACACCACAACACUGUCUACAGGUGCUGAUGCUAGCAAUCGUGUUCAAAGAGCGAGAUCAAAAGCAUUAUCAGUCUUUGGGGGAUUGGUAUCCCCAAAACUAAGAACCGCCCAACUUUCAUUUGAAACAGCACUUGACUUGAUUGUGGAGCUAGCAAAUUCAAGGUCGAAUAUGUUAGCUAGUUUCUCCCACUUAAAAGAGUGAAGACAUUAUGUUAUGAGAUUUUGUACCUUGGGCACCAUCUAUUCAGCACUCAUGAGAUCGCAGCAACUGUAAACUAAGUUUUGAGAUCCAGUAUAUUUUAAGAACGACUAAAUAGCAUAUAAUGCUUGCUAUGCUGAUUACUCGCUGCGAAGGUGUUGCUAACAUAUCUGUGAAUGCGAGAACACAUGCUGGAAGCAGUCAGAAAUUAUGGUUUGAUUAUAAACCUCCUCAUUUUCUACUAU